AUGACAAUUCCACAGUCUGUGUGGUUCCCGCGAGUUAUCCUGCUAGCCAUUGUCUGCACAGGCAUCCUAUGGCCAUCAGCAUGGCAGCCGGUGGUUUCAGCCCUCUAUCGCUACCUCUAUACAUGGCCAUUUUUUAACCGAAGCUUCUUUGAGACCUUUGAGACGGUGCUCUGCUACAUCACCAUCGAGCCCAUUUACACCGCGCGAUUCGCGAGGAACCCCUCGCGUCGUAUCGAUAUGAGAGAUGGGGCGAACUCCGGCAAUAAAGCUCGACCGAAGCUCCCAAAGAUGAAGCGGCCGUCUCGUCGACUCCGGGAGCUUCUCAUCUAUGUUUCGCCCUUGUUGCUGCUCGACUUGACCCUGAUCAAAAAGUACGCUGGUGUUGACAUCAACGCCAUCAGGGUGAGUGGCGGUUACCCCCCGGCCUCACCGACAACCCCGGGGCAUAUUAAGACCACCUUUCUCGCACCGACACUGCAUCGCUUCUCCUGGAAGUCGCCGCUACAGUUGGUGCGAGCACUGCCUCACGAGCCGCCGACAAGCCGUCGUGUUCUGCUGGAGCUGGCCGUAUCAUUGUUCAUAUAUGACGCGCUGUUCUUCGUUAUUCACAUUGCCUUUCACCGGAUCCAGGCGCUGCAUCGCAUUCACGGCCCUCACCACGGCCAUUUGGAGAUUCACCCGCAGGUCACCAACCGCUUAUCUGUCGCAGAACGUGUUUCCUUGAUCCUGCUGGCCAAUUUUUCUUUGAAUAUCAUCGGCAGCCAUGUCUUGACGCGCACCCUGUUUGUACCCGUGUUUGUCUACCUGCUGAUCGAGGUGCACUCCGGUGUUGACCUCGACUGGCAGUACGACAAGAUCCUUCCUCAGGGUUGGGGUGCUGGGCCUAGAAAGCAUGCUUUGCACCAUCGGGAAGGCAAACGGUUUUAUCAGCCGUUUUUUUGUUGGUGGGAUAAUUGGCUGGAGUCAUUAGAGGGAGCCCGGAUCGAUUAA
Messenger RNA from Coccidioides posadasii C735 delta SOWgp, 990 nucleotides. RefSeq lists its product as uncharacterized. The record is from RefSeq and is a predicted model, not a curated record. Gene Ontology annotation, molecular function: iron ion binding; C-4 methylsterol oxidase activity. NCBI's taxonomy places the organism in Eukaryota, Fungi, Ascomycota, Eurotiomycetes, Onygenales, Onygenaceae. Gene Ontology annotation, cellular component: endoplasmic reticulum membrane. Gene Ontology annotation, biological process: sterol biosynthetic process.